AUGCAAGACAACGCCGGGGACGACAUAACACCGUCAUCCAUUCCCGAUCAGGAUGAGGUACUCUCAAUGGACAACGCCAUUCCCGGCAACCCACUGCUAUCCAUCGAUGACCAGCCUGCAGUGGGUGAGUUCCUCCGGGCAGAGCUCUCAACAAUGCGGUUAAGACGUGUCUACGGCAUCUUGUUCCUCACCUCUAAACCGGACAAUAUUAGCCCCCUACACCACCAACAAAUCAAAGGAAGGGACAUCUGCAUCACCGAGCGACCCGACCUCCACUUGGUUUGGCACUAUGAGCGAAUCUUCAUCAAGCCCAUCCCCAAGAGCCUCUUCAGCUCUGAAUUUUGGGAGAAACACAUUGUCGGCGCUGACACUAGAGACACGGGCAGCGACUCCUUUCGGGCCGAAGCAGAAGGCUUCCUGCGCACAUACGCGCGCCUCAUCACGCACGAAUCUGACCUGCAUCUUGCCAAAAGGCUUCACCUCGUGCCAGAUACUCUGACCUGGAACGGCUGGUGCCACUACAUCCAGCGGUUCAGAUAUCUCCGGGACAGAGAUGUAGCGCAGCGUUACCACUUUGGCGAAAUACGCCUCACGAGACUCAACUUCUGGCACAGCCUACGGCACGGCCGCAGCUACUUUCAAGUCCAUCACAACUACGCCACCUUCUUUGCACGCUUUGGCGCUCCUUAUAUCUUUGUCUUUGGCGCCGCCACCGUCUUCUUGACAGCCCUACAGACGGGGCUCGCGGCGUAUCCCCAAUGGGGCAUUUAUCAGGACCUGGCUUCCAGGAUUGUGCCCUUUACCUUGGUACUGACUUUUGCGGGGCUGGUAUUGCUGCCAAUGUUGUUUGUCUUUUUCCAGAUUAGAGAGCUCUUUUUCUUUUGUUUUGCCUAUCAGCCCUUGUCAUGA
Molecule: messenger RNA, 909 nt
Organism: Metarhizium robertsii ARSEF 23
Lineage: Eukaryota; Fungi; Ascomycota; Sordariomycetes; Hypocreales; Clavicipitaceae
Product: subtilisin-like serine protease
Exons: 1
Coding region: 1-909 (302 amino acids)
Source: RefSeq, a predicted model, not a curated record